Molecule: messenger RNA, 2659 nt
Organism: Telopea speciosissima
Lineage: Eukaryota; Viridiplantae; Streptophyta; Magnoliopsida; Proteales; Proteaceae
Product: probable disease resistance protein At1g58602
Exons: 2
Coding region: 1-2583 (860 amino acids)
Biological process (GO): defense response to other organism
Molecular function (GO): ADP binding
Source: RefSeq, a predicted model, not a curated record
AUGGCAGUUUCGAUUGCUUUGAAUGUCUUGGAUAGCCUGUGCCAAGUGAUUGUGAAAGAAGCAGAUUUGUUUCUUGUAGUGGAAGAUCAGGUCAAGAUCCUUGGAGACCAGCUCAAACUUAUGGGUUCUUUCCUCAGAGAUGCAGAGAGAGCAGAUGAUCAAGAACAUGUUGCAAUAGAGGAAUUGGUUAUCCAAAUUAGGGAUUUAACCUAUGAAGCUGAGGACAUCAUUGAGAAAUACUUGGUGGUUGCAAGACAAAGUGCAUUUGGCUUUGAUCGUUUGAAUUCCAAAUUCAAUAGAUUAUUCACUAAGAAUGAUUUUGGAAGAAAGUUUGAAGCCAUCAGAAAACAAAUUGAGGAAAUUUAUGCUAACAAGAAGUCUGGUGGAACUGAAGAAACAACAGAAGUUGCUUUCCAUGAAUCUUAUCUUGAUGGGUCACCAUUGCCCAUGUACAGGAAAGGUUCCUAUGUUGCAGACAAUGCUGAUGUGGUCGGAUUCCACAAUGACAUUGAAAUGCUGGUUCCACGAUUGAUUGAAGGAGGAACACGGCGUGCUGUCGUACCAAUUGUCGGAGUUGGUGGCUUAGGUAAGACUACUUUGGCCAAGAAAGUCUUUAACCUUGUAAAGAGUAAGUUCAGAUGCCAUGCUUGGGUUUCUACCUCUCAAGAUUGCACAUCCAUGAAUGUUUUGCAGAAGAUUGUAAAAUCUUUUACAGGGAUCAUUGAAGUGAAGGAAAUAGAAAAGAUGCUUUCAGACUUCCUCAAGUACAAGAAGUACUUAAUAGUCUUGGAUGAUAUAUGGAGAACUGAUGUCUUGGAGGAUUUGGCUCCACACUUUCCUGAUGAUAACAAUGGAAGUAGAAUAAUGUUCACCACCUGUUUGAAUAAUAUCGCUUUGGAAGCCAAUCCGAACCUCAUAGACCCUCCAUACUAUCUGUCAGUUCUCAACAAUGAGGAUAGUUGGGAGCUAUUCCACAAGAAGGCAUUUGCGGGCGAAAGCUGCUCCCCGGAAUGGGAAGAACUUGGGAGAAAAUUUUCUGAACAAUGUGGUGGUUUGCCCCUAGCAAUCAACAUAUUAAGCGGUCUAUUAUCCGAGAAACAGAGAACAUUUUCUGAGUGGCAAGUGGUGCUUGAUCGUGUAAGUACUACACUCAAACUCCAAAAUCGAUGCUUAGGCAUGUUAGCUUUAAGCUAUAAUGAUUUACCUUCUUACUUGAAGCCAUGUUUCCUAUACAUCGGUGUCUUCCCACAAGACUUUGAGAUCAAUUCGAAACAAUUGAUUCGGUUAUGGAUUGCAGAAGGGCUGAUAAAAGCAGAAGGUGAGCAAACAAUGGAGGCUACGGCAGAGAACUACUUGUGUAUGAUGGUUGAUAGGAGCCUUGUUCAAGUGGUCAGAACAAGAGCUGACGGCGGGGUGAAAACAAUCAAGUUUCAUCAACUUCUUCGAGACUAUUGCAUCUCUGUUGGCCACAAAGAAAAACUUUUCGACACCUUCAAGGAUAUAGAUUCAGAAUCACUGUCCCUAUCUACAAAAAUUCGCCGAGUUGUUACCAAUUCAGGAAUUUUCAGGUACAUGGAUGAUGAAUCUAUUCAAUUCCCACUUAAGAGGGUCAGAUCUCUUCUGAGUUUCACCAUAGAUUCUCACAGGCAUUCCAUAGAUCGUAACAAUUUUCUUUAUAUAAAGAAUUUUAAAUUACUCAGAAUAUUGAACCUUGAAGGUGCAAGUGUUGAUUAUCUCCCAGAUGACAUUGAUAAACUGAUUCAUUUAAGGUAUUUGAGAUUAGGUACAAGUGCCCUUAAAAGUCUACCUCUCUGCAUAUUCAAACUCUCAAGCCUAGAAACUUUGGACAUAGCAUCUUCUUUCAUCCGCAACAUACCAGUUGGAUUUUGGAUGUUGAGAGAAUUAAGACAUGCAAAUUUUGUUGGUGAUACAGAGUUGCUUUUGCCGCGACAAGAGACAUCUUACUCUUCUUUAGUGAAUCUUCAAACUCUCAGCACUGUAUCUCCCAAAAUUCUUCAAUGUUUGGAUUUUAUUGACAUGCCAAAUCUUACAAAACUAGGAUUAUGUGGAGAUUUAUGGGCUCAUCGGCGUUAUAUUGUUCGCUUGUUCAAUUUGGAACGCCUUGAGAAAUUGAAGCUGGUUAGGCUUACUGAUUACAGAUUUGGAUUGUAUUCUAUACCAAAGGUAUUACCACAAAGCCUCACAAAACUCACUCUCUGUGACACUGAACUAGUAAAAGAUCCAAUGCCAAUACUGGGAAAGCUUCAAAACCUUCAAAUCCUCAAGUUGUUAAGGCAAUCUUGUACAACAGAGGAGAUUGUUUGUGGAGCCAAUGGGUUUCCAAGACUUCAGGUCUUGCAACUUGUAAGUUUGUCCAUAGAGGAGUGGAAAGUGGAUGCAACAUCACUGAAGAGCCUUGAACAUUUGGUUAUCCAUUAUUGUCCUAGAUUGAGGGAGUUUCCAAAAGCAUUAUGGGGGGUGAAGAGUCUCUUAGUACUGGAUCUACUGAAGCCUGGGCAGCAAUUCAAAGAACAAGUUGAGAGUUAUGAGGGAAGACAUCAGUACAAGAUCUCCACCGGUUAGUACAAGAUCUUCAUCGGCAGUUGACCAUAAAGGAGUACUUUUCAUUUCAGUUCAAUUAAGGGGCAAAGGAAGAGUU